AUGGCCAGGAAAAAGCUCUUUGGGGAAGUGGCAUUUGAGCAGAUACCUGGACGAAGUGACAGCUUCCACACAGAGACCAGAAUCCAGGCUGGUGUGAUGGUCAGAGGAAUGUCAGAGCUCCCUGGGAAACAUCAGAGCACCCUGGCUGAAUGGGGGCGGCAGCAGGAGGCUCUGGGCCUCCCUGCCCUUAAUCACCCCCAGCCCCCUUCCUGGGAAUGGGCUUGGGGCCUGUCGAAGAGCCAUCCAGCUGUCAACCCCACCCCAGCUGGCCAGUUAAUGAGUGAUCAGGGCCCUGGCGCGGCCUAUAAAGAGCUCCUCACGGGGGAAGUGGGUUGGAGUCGGUGGACAGCGGCAGUAGGCUACAGACAGAGCAAGAUGCACAGCAGCCUGGUGUCAGGGCUGCUGCCCGCGGUGGUCCUCCUCCUGCUGUUGCAGGACACACACUCAGUCUACAUUCAGUACCAAGGCUUCCAGGUCCAGCUGGAAUCAGUGAAGAAGCUUAGUGACCUGGAGGGGCAGUGGGGGCCCAAAUCCUACCCCCAGACCCGGAGCCUUGCGCCCUCCGUGUGUCACCACCCGGCCCUGCCGCCGGACCUGCAGCCGGUCUGCGCAUCCAAGGAAGCUGACAGCGUCUUCAAGGACUUGAAGAGCAUCGCUAAGGACAACUGUGAGCUGUGUGUGAAUGUCGCCUGCACUGGCUGCCUCUGA
Molecule: messenger RNA, 708 nt
Organism: Odobenus rosmarus divergens (Pacific walrus)
Lineage: Eukaryota; Metazoa; Chordata; Mammalia; Carnivora; Odobenidae
Gene: GUCA2B
Exons: 5
Coding region: 1-708 (235 amino acids)
Cellular component (GO): extracellular region
Molecular function (GO): guanylate cyclase activator activity
Source: RefSeq, a predicted model, not a curated record